Pyrus x bretschneideri (Chinese white pear) is the source of this 758-nucleotide messenger RNA. RefSeq lists its product as uncharacterized. The transcript has 3 exons. Gene Ontology annotation, biological process: translation. The record is from RefSeq and is a predicted model, not a curated record. Lineage: Eukaryota; Viridiplantae; Streptophyta; Magnoliopsida; Rosales; Rosaceae. The coding region runs from base 93 to 503 and encodes 136 amino acids. Gene Ontology annotation, cellular component: mitochondrial large ribosomal subunit. Gene Ontology annotation, molecular function: structural constituent of ribosome.
UUUUUCGUAUCUUCACACCAACGACGCCUCCCACUUCGCUCUCUGGUGCCAUUGCACUUGUUUGCCCCGGUCUCAGCUGAACUCAUACCAAAAUGGUGUUGUUGAUGACAAUGCUAAGAAGCAGCAGAGGGAACGCCUCCAUCUUUGGCACGAGGAGGUGGGCCCACAUCGCUGCCAUGCCUCCACCGAUGGGUGGAGCGAUGCCUCAACCUAACAUUUCACCGCCACCGUUAGUUCUGCCAGAGUCCGAUAGGGACACAGAGGAUAAUAACAACAUCGGGUUCGGGUUCCCGAGUUUCUUGUUCGGUGAAUCCAUGGAGCUCAUGGCUGUUCCCAAGAGGAAGACUUCUCCCCACAAGAGAGGCAUAAGAAAUGGCCCAAAGGCUCUGAAACCUGUCCCAGUGAUAGUUCGAUGCAGGGCUUGUGGUCGUGUCAAGCUACCACACUUCUAUUGUUGUAGCGGUAGGGAAAAUGCCGGUGAGCAUGAUGGCUCAACAAGUUGAGAUUGAAGUCUAUAGAGCACCCAACUUUAGUAGACGUGUAGGAUAGAGAGGUUGAAAGUGUUUUAGACUUGAGAAUCGAUCUGCAGCUUUCUAUGUCGAGUUUGUUCUUUCCUUACCCUUACCAGUAUACAGUUUAUAUCAAAUGCCUUCCUUCUCUUUCUGUUAUUGUGCAAAAACUGAGAGAUGUGGUAGGCCUUUAAGCAAAAUAAACGAAUUGGUGUUUGUUCACUGAAUGAAAGGCAAUUCUUCUCCUCA